This is a messenger RNA of Encephalitozoon hellem ATCC 50504, 696 nucleotides long. RefSeq lists its product as uncharacterized. The transcript has a single exon. The coding region runs from base 1 to 696 and encodes 231 amino acids. The record is from RefSeq and is a predicted model, not a curated record. NCBI's taxonomy places the organism in Eukaryota, Fungi, Microsporidia, Unikaryonidae.
AUGCUGUUUAAUAUCUUUCUAACAUUUGGCCCGGCCGUUGCAAUUGCAGAGUACUACAACCACAGCAUUGUUCCAUACAUAGACAGAAUUGGCAAUGGAGACACUUACUCAGACUACAAUGGUGAGUCCUCAAUGAUAUCCAUUAGUGAAUCAAGUGCACUUGAGGGUAGGGGAAGUAACUUUAUGGGAGAAACGAUUAGCGAUAGAAAAAACAGGGAGCUUGACCUUUCCAACCUGGCCCCAAACAAGGCUGAUUCUCCUGCAGGUACCAUCAAGUCGUUAAGAAUCGGAAAGUUCAAAAUCAACCCUGAAAAUAUCAGUGACUUGAUUCAUCGAGAGAUGGCAGACAUGAGCCCCGACCUUCACAGCAAGAUUGUAAACACCUUGGAGCGCAACAGCGUUGACCGCAGGAGAUACAGAGAUCUUUUUCUCAUAAAGAAGAGGGUUAUUGAUGACGGAAAAAGGAAAAUAAUCAAUUUCAACAUCAAAGAAAAGAUCAUCCCAAAGGAGGAAGAGGAAAACCUUCCUAUAAGUAGGGACUUCGGAACAAGAGCCCUGCUUGGGGGAAUCAUGCUUCUGCUGGCAGGCCUAGUAUUCACUACAACUUUGAAAAUGUACCAGAGCCUUAUAAGAAAGAACUACUUCAGCUUCGAUGAGAAGGGAGAAAUGUUUGCAGAGUCCAAGCAGCCUUCUUAA